Penicillium vulpinum is the source of this 1005-nucleotide messenger RNA. RefSeq lists its product as uncharacterized. The coding region runs from base 1 to 1005 and encodes 334 amino acids. The transcript has a single exon. NCBI's taxonomy places the organism in Eukaryota, Fungi, Ascomycota, Eurotiomycetes, Eurotiales, Aspergillaceae. The record is from RefSeq and is a predicted model, not a curated record.
AUGACCAACUACCUCUCACUUCCCGCGAUUGCGGAGUUCGUCAAUGCCUACGAGGAGAAACCAACCGCUGAAAAUGUCAAGAUCAUGGUAAGCGGUCUCCUCACUUACGCCUUUGAUUCGAAGGAUGGCUGGCUCCUCAAGUGGGAAGAUGACCAGGAAAACCGCCACUCCAUCUGUUUCGUCGUGAAAGCUACUGGUGAAGCCAGGGCUCUCCACGCCGUCGUGAAGAUUGUUCUCGACAAAUCUGCUCCAAUUGAGGAAACCUGGGAUCAAUCUAUCCCACGCUUGAUCGGUGCCCCGAUUACCGGUGGACGAUGCUGGGCCAUCCUCAUCCGCGGCCUCAAAGUCCGCCUUUACGAAUACCACCGCGACGAGAACCCUGACUACCGUCUGCUUCCCUGUGACUUCAAGGUCAAGGACAAGCUCAAGCAGACAGUCCACAUUCGCAAAAAUGCCGACUCGGUCAACCAAAUUCUCACAGGCAUCCCUGGCCAGGCCCCGAAGCCACUCGAUGAGUGUGAACACAACAGCUUGGCUGUGAAUGAACCUGCCGUCGACGAGACAAAUGAGCUGAAGUCUUCCGCUGAUGGCAAUCUUCCGACUAUCUUUGUCUCUAAGGCCCAUGUUAAAUCGUCCUCCGAGGAUCGCCCAACUGAGGCUAGCGAGGAUAAGACGCCUACCGAAACCGAGCCUGUCGCUGAGCCUAAGGCAGCUGCCCAGACUAAGACUGCAACUCAGGUCGAUACUGCCACUGCUCAGAUCAAGAACACUACUGCGACCAAUGGAAUCCAGGCCAAUAUUACUCCUCAAGCCAAGGCAGUUCUUCUACCCAAGGCUGCUACUGGGGCUAAGAGUGCUACUCAGGUGAAGCCUGCUACUGGGGCCAAGAGUGCUACUCAGGCUAAGGCUAAUCUUCUAGCAAAGGGAGUUUCUGGGAUCAAGCUCACUCCCAAGCCCAAGUCUGCGCUGAGAACUGAGAUUGUGGGACAGACAGCUACAAACUAG